Messenger RNA from Lycium ferocissimum, 841 nucleotides. Its product is annotated as 3'-5' exonuclease-like. The coding region runs from base 23 to 664 and encodes 213 amino acids. NCBI's taxonomy places the organism in Eukaryota, Viridiplantae, Streptophyta, Magnoliopsida, Solanales, Solanaceae. The record is from RefSeq and is a predicted model, not a curated record. Gene Ontology annotation, molecular function: 3'-5' exonuclease activity; nucleic acid binding. Gene Ontology annotation, biological process: nucleobase-containing compound metabolic process. The transcript has 2 exons. Gene Ontology annotation, cellular component: cytoplasm; nucleus.
GAGAAAUUCCUUUUGAAACACCAUGAGCGUGACGAUCAAAGACUACCAAUUAACUUUCAACAGUCACAAACUGUACGAUGUUUGUUUAAACGAUACCGAAAUCGAAACAAUCGUUACACGUGAUCCCUCCAUGGUAUGUUCAUGGAUCGACAACACUGAAAUCCAAAACCAAUGUCGUCUCCACCGUUUGAUCGUUGGAAUCGACGUCGAGUGGCGCCCGAAUUUCAACCCGGGCGCCCGACAAAACCCCGUCGCAACACUCCAAUUGUCAGUAGGAAAAACCUGUCUUAUCUACCAAAUUAUUCACGCUCCUAAUAUUCCCUGGCGACUCCGUAAUUUCCUCAACAAUGAUGAUUACAGGUUUGUUGGAGUUGGUAUUGAGAUUGACGCGAAGAAGUUGUGGGAUGAUUACGGGCUUCAAGUGUUGAAUAAGGUUGAUCUAAGGGAGUGGGCGGCGGAGGAGCUCGAUAAUGAGAAUCUUUGUAAUGCUGGGCUUAGAGAUUUGGUGAAGGAAAUUGUUGGAACAGAGAUUUACAAGCCAAAGAAUGUGACUUUGAGUGCUUGGGAUCAACGCUGGCUUACCCAUGAACAGAUAUGUUAUGCUUGUCUUGAUGCUUAUCUUUCUUUUGAAGUUGGGAGGCUCUUAAGUUCCUGGUAUGAUUAGAAUAUUAUGUUUAUUAUUACUACUACUACUAUUAGUCGAUAUGCUAGCAGCCUACCCUUGUUUACUUAUGCUCUGUUUGGAUGGUUAUCGUAUUAUAGUGUAUUGUGUUGUAUUAUAUCGUAUCGUACUGUAUUGUUUGAUGUAUAAUAUGUGGAUAGAUUGUAUGUUUUCCGUCGU